This is a messenger RNA of Drosophila busckii, 1784 nucleotides long. RefSeq names its product digestive cysteine proteinase 1 (gene 26-29-p). Gene Ontology annotation, molecular function: cysteine-type endopeptidase activity. Lineage: Eukaryota; Metazoa; Arthropoda; Insecta; Diptera; Drosophilidae. Gene Ontology annotation, cellular component: lysosome. Gene Ontology annotation, biological process: immune response. The transcript is spliced from 3 exons. The coding region runs from base 63 to 1715 and encodes 550 amino acids. The record is from RefSeq and is a predicted model, not a curated record.
GUUUUAAACUUUCGAUAAGUAUAGACGCAUUUACCUAUGAACAAAGACUGAGCACAAUAGCAAUGAGAAUAUUUUUGUGUUUGGCACUAUUAGCAGGCAUAGCGCUGAGCGCUCAUGCAACAAAGCCACCUCGCUGGGAUCCCAACUAUAUAGUAAAGGGUACGCUAUACAUACCAUAUGCUGAGAUUGCGGAGCCUUUCUAUGCUUGGUACGACAAAGGUACCAAGCGAUCGCGUAUUGAUUACUAUGGCGGCAUGGUGAAGACCUAUCAGUUGGCGGGCGAAGGUCAAUACGGUACUUCGCUUAAAUUGGCGCCAGUCACAAGCAAGGAUGAGCUGAACAAGCUAACCUGCCUGCAGGUGAACGGCACCGAACAAGAUUCUGUAGAGAUACAGAGCAUCUUGCCCAAUGUUAAAGAUUUUGAGCUAAUUGGCACCGAAAGCUUUUUGGGGUUUACCUGCGAUAAAUUCCGUUUGGAGCAGACCAAUGGCCAAAAGAAAAACGUUUAUACAAUGUGGGUGCGUUAUAAGAAGUCUCCGCACUAUCCUGCAAGUCGUAUGCCUAUUCCUGUGCGCUAUGAGAUGCGCGGUUACAAUACGCUGUUGGGUUCACAUUACGAUCAUUAUUAUUUGGAUUAUGAUAGUUAUGAGCACGACGAUAUACCCAAUGAAGUAUUUGAAAUUGAUGAAAAUCUAACCUGCAUGGGCUUCCCUGGCCCUGGUAGCGGACAUUUUGCCACUUUUAAUCCCAUGAAGGAGUUCAUUUCGGGAAGCGAUGAACAUGUAGACAAGGAAUUCCAUCACUUUAAGCGCAAGCACGGCAAGGAUUAUCCCAGCGACAACGAGCAUGAAUACCGCAAGAACAUAUUCCGUCAAAAUCUGCGGUAUAUACACUCCAAAAAUCGUGCCAAACUGACCUAUACUCUAACCGUUAAUCAUUUGGCCGAUAAAACUGAGGAUGAACUCAAGGCACGACGCGGCUACAAGCCCUCACUUACAAAAUAUAAUGGCGGCAAAGCUUUUCCUUAUGAUGUGAACAAACACAAGGACGAAAUUCCAUCGCAGUACGACUGGCGCUUGUACGGCGCUGUGACGCCAGUUAAGGAUCAAUCGGUUUGCGGCUCUUGCUGGUCGUUUGGCACAAUUGGUCAUCUGGAGGGUGCCUUCUUCCUUAAGAACGGCGGCAAUUUAGUGCGUCUUUCCCAGCAGGCACUAAUUGAUUGCUCCUGGGGUUACGGCAACAAUGGCUGCGAUGGCGGAGAAGACUUCCGUGUCUAUCAAUGGAUGAUGCAAGUAGGCGGCGUGCCCACCGAAGAGGAAUAUGGUCCAUACCUAGGUCAAGAUGGCAUGUGUCAUGUCAAUAAUGUAACGCUUGUGGCGCCCAUCAAAGGCUUUGUAAAUGUCACUUCCAACGAUCCAAAUGCCUUUAAGCUGGCUCUGCUUAAGCAUGGCCCAAUUUCUGUGGCCAUUGAUGCCUCACCUAAGACAUUUAGCUUCUACUCGCAUGGUGUAUACUAUGAGCCAGAGUGCAAGAACGAUGUGGAUGGUCUGGAUCAUGCGGUGCUGGCAGUUGGUUAUGGCACUAUUAAUGGCGAAGAUUACUGGCUGGUGAAAAACUCCUGGUCUACCUACUGGGGCAAUGAUGGUUAUAUUUUAAUGUCUGCACGUAAGAACAAUUGCGGCGUCAUGACCAUGCCUACUUAUGUGGAAAUGUAAUUUCAAAUAUUUUAAUUUGUAUAUACUCAAGCCCUAAGGUCUCUACAUAUAUAUAUGCAAUAAAGACAA